Magallana angulata is the source of this 1781-nucleotide messenger RNA. RefSeq names its product serine protease inhibitor dipetalogastin-like. The transcript has 12 exons. NCBI's taxonomy places the organism in Eukaryota, Metazoa, Mollusca, Bivalvia, Ostreida, Ostreidae. Bases 29 to 1345 code for a protein of 438 amino acids. The record is from RefSeq and is a predicted model, not a curated record. Gene Ontology annotation, molecular function: protein binding.
UAUUUUAUAUUUUAAGUAGGUACUAGGGAUGGAUGUGUCUGCUAUGGCACAAGGAUGCUAUAUUUUGAUAACUUUACUUUUACUUGCAUUAUCUGAAAUCCAAUGUAAAGCAAAAAACUUGCGAUGGAAUCAAAAACGAGCAUUUCACAAAUGUUUAGAACAAACUGUCGAUAAAGAGUGCAAACCUUACACUUACUUAGAGUCGGUAUCGGGAGAUGAUCGUAAGAUGUGGAAUAAGCUGUCCGAGAACUUCCAGCCAUUGAACCAGAAAUGGAGUAAAAAAUGGAGGAAUUCCUUACAUACACAGUAUACCAGGAAUAGGAAAUUCUACAGAAAGUUUUGGAAGAGCUUUGCAUGCCUUUGGAGAAGCGCUCAAAGAUGUGGUUCAAAAACAAAAACUUACGGUGUCAGAUUAUUUCGCAAAAACUUUGACUGCCUUUGGGAGAGUGGGAGGGUGUGUGGAGUUGAUGGCAAAAACUACAGAAGCGCAUGUCAUGCUGCGAGACUCGGAGUAAACAUACAGUACCGAGGUAAAUGUUCCUCCAAAUGGAUGCUUGACGAAAGAGUUCCUCUUUGUUACGACUUACCCUGCCUAUGUAAAUUCACGAGAGAACCCGAUGCAUGUUGUUUCAAACAUGUAAGGAGGAAGGAAUGUGAAGAGGUACUUUCGAAGUGGGAGGCGCUGUGUAAUGGGACUGCCGUUUGUGGGUGUGACUAUUGUGACGAGGGGUAUUCCCCGGUCUGCUCACGGACCGGAAAAACGUUCCACAACCUCUGUAAACUCGGAUGUGUAGAUGAUGAGGAGUUUGCCUGCAAUGGUACCUGCCCGUGUUCCCCUACCCCUGGCCCACCUGUGUGUGGAUCUGAUGGGGUGACAUACCCUUCCCCUGAAGAGGCCCUUAAAGGGAAAGUUGCUAUUUCAUGCGAUGGACCUUGUCCUUGUUCAACGGAUUGUGUCUGCAACGAUACAUCUGACCCAGUUUGUGGUGAAGAUGACGUCACUUAUGAUAAUGCCUGCAAAGCCAUUUGCUCAGAUGUAAGCAUCGCUUGCAAUAAAUCUUGUCCCUGUCCGAAGACCUCAUGUCAGUGUGAUGACGUUGAUGAACCAGUAUGCGGAAGUGACGCCAAAACUUAUCUUAACAGUUGCGAAGCAAUAUGUGCGGGGGUCGAGAUCGCCUGUCAAACUUGUUGUCCAUGCCCAGAGAUUGCCCCCACCUGUACGUUCUGUGACUACAAUUACAAAUUUGUGUGCGGCAAAGACAACACCACGUACGCUAACGAAUGCUGCGCAUCUUGCGCUGGAAUUGAGGUUACACAAAAUGCCCCAUGUCGCUGUCAAACGUGAAUCUCGGAGAAAUGGAUUAAUUUUCAUCUCAUCUUAUCUUUCCAUUAUUUUUAUCCAGAGUUGGGUAGAGAGUUCUGCAUCUAUAUCAUUUUUAACGUCUUAAUUUUAAAGAAUGAAAAUAAAAUAUUUUGAUUUGACAUGUAUAUAGUCUUUAUUUCGGUACUUUUGAUCAUUUUAGUCUGAUAAAACAUAGUAUAUAUUAUUAUAGCAUAUGUAUUAAAAAGGUUACAAAAAUAGUGUGUCAUAACAAUAGUGGAAAAGUUUCAGAAGAUUAAUGUACUACAUGUAGUAUAACAGUAGAACAUUUCUGAAUGUAAAUAUAUCGGUGAAAUCCCUCGCCCAGCAGUGGCUAACAUUUUCACGAUUGUAUACAGUUUUGCAUACAACUGCAAAAAAAAGUUACGAGAAACAAUAAUAAACAUGAGCCCCCCCCCCC